Molecule: messenger RNA, 4011 nt
Organism: Gorilla gorilla gorilla (western lowland gorilla)
Lineage: Eukaryota; Metazoa; Chordata; Mammalia; Primates; Hominidae
Product: protein GVQW1-like
Exons: 1
Coding region: 1-498 (165 amino acids)
Source: RefSeq, a predicted model, not a curated record
AUGGGACUGGCAAGUAAAAAAUGGAAUUUAAUUUCAAUGUUAUAUGGGAACUCUGAUUUAAUGGGAAGCAAACUAGUUCAUAUUAGCAGGAAUUAUUUUAUUUUUUUGAGACAGAGUUUCACUCUCGUUGGCCAGGCUGGAGUGCAAUGGCGUGAUCUCGGCUCACUGCAACCUCUGCUUCCCGGGUUCAAGCGAUUCUCCUGCCUCAGCCUCCCAAGUAGCUGGGAUUACAGGCAUACACCACCACACCCAGCUAAUUUUUUUGUAUUUUUGUUAGAGACGGGGUUUCUCCAUUUUGGUCAGGCUGGUCUCGAACUCCCGACCUCAGGUGAUCCGCCCACCUCAGCCUCCCAAAGUGAUGAUUUUAUUUUUAUUUUUAAUUUUAAUUGUAUUAAUCUGCAUCUAGAUAAUGACUUUGUGAAGGGUGUGUGUUGUGUGCAAAACUUAAGAUAUUGGUUGAGAGUUAAAUACAUUAUUUUUAUCAUAUGUUGGGUAUAGUCUAGUUACUAAUGAUUUUUAAAUACUUUUAUAAAAAGUUCAUUUUUAAAAUUGUUUGUUUUUAAAAGCCAAUAUACGUUGCAGAAUUAGGAACAGUAUUUAUAUUUAUUUACACAAGACAUUGUGCCAGAGCAUCCUAGUAAAACACCUUCAUGAAUGAGUGAUGUAAUCUCCCAGAAUUACAUUAAAAUUAUUUCUAAAAAGUAGCAAAGUCAUUACCUUUUGCUUUUAAUGACCCACACCUCACCAGCUCCUGGUCUUUUCUUCACUGUUGCCCUUAUUUUGAGGCAAUUUUUCUUAAAAUAUGACUUUUAUGCACCACAUUUAGUAGAGGCAGUGACAUCAGUGAUCUCAGUACCCAUCAGCUGUCCCCCUCCUCUGCCCCUCUUCAUCUCUUCUACCUUGUGACCAUUUCCCUUACCGGUUCAUGUUCUCCUUUAUCUCUGCUUUUCUUUCUUAGCCAGGAUACUUCCCUCACAACUCUCACUCCCAAAUUCUUUUAGAUAUACAUUUUUCUGGAUAUUGGCUGCUGAAAUCUGAAGCUCUGGUAAAGUUCCUAGUAUCAGAGAUCAAUCCUGGAGGAGGCCUAGUUCACUAUUAGAUUACAAAGACGCCUCACAAAAUAAAGGAAAAUCACCUUCAAAACCACAAACCUUUAUGUUGUCAAGUCUGAGUGUUUUUACGAAGUAUUUCUUUCUACCCAUUGUUCAAGAAUGUAAAUGUAAAAAAAAAUACAAGAGAGUUUGGUAGAUACGCAUGCUUGAGGAAACUUGCUUUUACUGUUUUCCUACUUGUAUCCCCAGUUCAGUUGAAUUUACAAGGACCUACAAGAUGGUCGUGUUUGUCUUGGUAUGUGCUACCCCAAUUUUAGUGUUUCUUUCUUUAUUUUAAAUCAGUAAUUAUUCAGUUGAUUGUUUAUACUAUAUAAUGAAGUAACAAAAACAUUUUGGUUUGUAUGUUUUAAGUAACAGUUGUGCAAAUUCCUCUUGUUUGUUAGGUGCUCCCUUUGAAUAUUUUGUGAACUGUGUCAGAGGGAGAGGGGUGGUGGCCAGGAAGAGGGUCAGAAAGAAGCUAGAGGGAGGUCAGGAGAAGGGUAACAGGGAGGAUGCAAAGCAGACAUCUACCCUGGUCACCCCAGGAUCAGGAUAUCUGUCCUUGUUUCAUGUUGAAUUCAAAAAUUGGAUGUCACUUAGGCUUUGAAGGUGACAGCCAUCUCUGAUAGCUGAGCAUAAGUAAAGAAAGGUGGAGUGCCAAUGCAGAAAGGAAAAUAUUCAGCUUUCCUCUCUUAGAUCGCACUUUGAAGAUGGCCUUUUGGAGACAAUCUGACGGGUUAAAACAGGAACUGUUGGAAUUAUUCUAGCUGUAACUACCUAUUGGCUAUGUGUUGAUUGAUCCUAGAAAGAAAAAAUAAUUUUUCAUUUUAGAUCUUGAUUGAAUUUAAGAUGUAUUUAUAUGCCUACAAAAGGUCUGUCUUGUAACUGUUGUAUAAAAUAAACCUAAUCUAUGGUUUCAUUUUUAAUCUAAAAAAAGUUGUGCCUUAACAAUAGGGCAUUGUAUGUUAAUAAGGGAAAACAACCUUUUUAGUAGAUGGGGAAAAUAGGAACUUUUUGCCAUUAAAACUUAAGUUCUUUUGAUGUUUUUAAUAUUAUAGUUGGGGGAGAUUCAUUAAAAUUAAAUUGAAAUAAAAUUAUUUUUGCAUAACCUAGCAUUUACAACUACAGUAUGUUUUUUAUAAGAACUGGCAUCUUGAUGUAUAUAGGUCUGAAAUAAUAUUUCAUCUUUUGAUUUUUAAUUUUAAUAAUAUUAGACCAGGACAGAUCAUAUUUUUACAAAUCUUAGUUUUAAAUAAAUUAUUUCAGUGUGCUGUUAGUCCUCUACAGUCAUUUUGGUUUAAAAAGUGACUAUUUAUUUAUGGUAGCAUAUCAAUAAUUUAUUAAUGUUAAAAAAUACUGUGUAUGACAUUACAAACCAGAACAGUUCCUGGGGGAGAGGAUUCUAAUUGAUUGGCAGUUCUGAGAGGGCAAGAAGAAUGGAACUUUGUACUUCAAAAGGAGGUUUUGUUUUUACCGGGUACUGCUUAUGUAAAUCGUUUAUUUUUAUUUCAUCAAAGCCUGGCAGGUAUAUGCAUUCCAAUUUACCAUUGGCAAAGCUUUAUUUAUUUUUAAGGUUGGAUGUUGAAUUAAUUUUGUGGGAAAAUGAGAUUUGUAAGUAGUUUUCCUUCUAGGUAAGAUAACAUAAACCAAACUUUCAGAAGUUAAGGAUGAUGAAUAAUAUUGAAAUGACUUGUUAUAUAUUGUAAGGGUUCCCUUAAGUAUCAUAAUUAACAAUUUGUGGAAAUUGAAAAAGCAUAAACUGUGUUAUUUGAUUAGUAAUAUGUUCCCUUAAAAUUCAUUUUGAGGUGUAUGUUAUACACAUAGUAAAUUUUUGUUCGGGAAUGACUUGCUCAUUCUGUGUUUUUAAAAAUAGGAAAUAAGGCAUAGUGAGUCAUCAUUACAUCAAUUAACCAAAAAAUAUUUCAUCCCCUCCGUCACUGAAAUUAUCUACUUUAGCCACCUUUCUUAUUCUUGUGUUAGGAGGGCACGUUUAUGGACUUUUUAAUUUCCGUGUGCCAUAUUGUCCACUACCGGCAGUAGCCAAAGCUAGCUGUUUCAGUCCCACAGAAGAGACAGUGCUCUGCCAUGAUGACAGGGCACUGCUAGGGCUGGUUUUUCUUGUUUUUCCCUUUUGGCAGUGUGGACUUCAGAAACUAGAUGUAUAUGCACAAGGGAUUGAGUUUACACUAAAACUAGGAAAUGGAGUUUUCAAUCUAUGUUCUUGCCUCUUCAUACUUUUAUUUAUUUUUUGUCAUCCUGCCUUAUACUGGGCUAACAAUGAGAUAAAAUAAAAAUACCUUUGAAUACUCUUUCCCUUUCAUGUAUUUAAAGCCAUGGAGGAACUAGACCAUUAGCUGUUGCCGUCACAUGCUUAGACACCAGUUUACUUAGUGUGUAAUGACCUUCCUCACCCAUACUACCAAAUUUAAAUGGGUCCCGACUUCACCCUCUGGAAGGAAGUAAACUCUUCUCUCCCCAUGGUUUUAGAGCAGUUUUUACCUGCAAGCACCAUCUCUGUAUGUGCUCUUACUAGAUUAUACAGUUCUUGAGAGGGAUUGCAUCUUGGUGUUUUUGUAUAUCCACCUCAACCCCAGCACCUAGCCCAGUCUCUUGCACAAAUUAAGUACUUAAUGUGUGUUGAGCUAAAUUGAAUAAAGGAUUAUUAGCAUUAGCAUGUUUUGUGCCUUGGUUGUAUAAGCUGGUUGUUUGUUUUGUUACCUUUGCAAAUAUUUAUGAUUAUCACCCCCCCACAUACUAAAUUGUUUUUAAAAGUUUUGCCUUUCCUUCAGAUACUACCCCAGGCAAUUUGCUGUAGAUAAUGUGAUUGCUUCCAAUGACAUAAUUAUCCCAAACUCUCUGCCCCGGAUAUACUUUGCCAAACGAAAUUUGAAUUCUGUGAAUAAAUUGGUCAUGUCUAAAA